This is a messenger RNA of Homarus americanus (American lobster), 5717 nucleotides long. Its product is annotated as collagen alpha-1(III) chain-like. The record is from RefSeq and is a predicted model, not a curated record. Lineage: Eukaryota; Metazoa; Arthropoda; Malacostraca; Decapoda; Nephropidae. The coding region runs from base 497 to 3856 and encodes 1119 amino acids. The transcript has 15 exons.
GGAGCACCGCCGGCGCAGUCGCAGCUUACAUAGUCCUCCGCUCUGCACAGUCGCUCUCUCGCUCCUGCGCGCAUCGUCUGACCUCUUGCCCAGCAACGCUCAUGUAGUUGCGCGCUGUGCCCACCUGGAUAACCCUAUACCCUAAAACUGUCUGGUAAAACAACGUGCCCUGGCUGCCAGGUGUACAAUUUCAGUGAAAGGACAAAUUAACAAACUGGUCAACUUGCUGCCGCCAUUGACCUCAAAGAGAAAGUGGCAGUCCUUCUCCUGACGUUGCGUCGUUAAAGAUGUUUAGUGUGCCCAAGUGUGCCAAGUGUCCCUGCUACCCCUAGUGGUGGUCAUGCGUGAUAAGGGCGUCACGCUGAAGUCACAGGUGUCCCUGUCAGCGUGACACACAACAAUGUAUCUGUGUAGUUUUUAGUGUCGUCAGGAGUGAUCUCAGGACAAAGGCAGCCAAGGAUUUGUUUACAAACAAGAGGACCGAUCGUCCGCCGCCAUGACUGCCAAGGACAGCAGACUCAGCACCCUGGAUCGGAUGCUGGAUGAUCUUAAGACGACUGUGGGCAGCGACGCUGAGAUGACGACUCCGGACGUCCGCACCGAUAGCACCCUAGCCUCCUCCUUCAGAACCUCCUCAUACGACGACAGACCCGAAAGCUUCGUGGAAAUCUUCAGGAGCUCGUCCCGCAACGAGGGAAGGAGUGCCUCUCGCGGGGGAUCACGGAGCGGGAGCGCCUUGGCUGUGGAGGAUGGAGGUCAAGUAAGACACAGCCGCCGCGAGUACUGCUCCCCGGACAACAAGACCCACGUCGUCACCGAGAAAUACGAGUAUGACACCGGCGACACCAGCAAGACGAAUCAUUUUCAAAAGAAGAUCAUGAAAUCAACUUACUCAACGUACAACUCCAUGAAUGCUGGCAGCCUGGAGGACCCGCCAUCGCUGGCCCCAGAGUCACCUCCACAGAUUUCUCCCCAAGCUCCCCCGGAUACCAAAGUUAUCAGUGCUUCCCAGAAAGUAGCAAACAAAUUGGUUGAUGCCCUGGCCAGUAUAGGAGGGGACGGAACCCACGUACCAGCACCAGACUCCAGUGAGACGGAAUCUGUCAGAACAGACACUAUGAAAACCUCCAUGACAGCCAGUUCGGAUUAUUCUACUUUAGGACGACUCCGCAAGAAUAUCAGCGAACUAGAUUAUCUCAUUGGCUCGUUGGAAGAUUCACAACAGAAAGAGGAAUACUCAACAAAGGAGACGAAGGUGUCGUCCCAAGUGUUUGUUUCUUCGAAGACAAGUAAUGCUCAGGUUAUAGAUGUCACCCCUAAGCAAGACACAGUUCCUGCAGCGAGUUUUGUAAGAACUGCUGCUUCUAAAAAAACUAUUCUUGAUAGCAUGGAUCCUGUUGAAGAAAUAACUCCCGUGAAAGCUGCUGUACCAGAAAAAGCUACUGCUCCUAAACAAGAUCCAGCUCCUGUAGAAAAGACGGCUUCAAGAAAAGUAGUUAUCCUCCAGCCAGUAGACCCAGCUGUGGCCCUCACUUCGGCCACCACCAGCAGUACUCAAACCAAGCAAGUCACCACCUCCCACACAGAGCGAUCCAUAAAGUCUGAGAGCAGCAGUGCGUCGCAGCAAAAAGUCUUGAAAGAAGAGCGGAGUACAGCACCGACCACCACCCUCACCAACGGCACCACCAUACACACCAACAGAUAUGAUGGUGACGACGAGAUGCUCGACGACAAGAGCGGAGAAGUGCGACGCAUCGUUUGGCGCAACAGGUUCGAGAAGACCUACGAAGCCAACGACUCCAGCCAGCCACCCGCGGUGAGUAUCGAGGAUGAGUCGCGUCGUCGGCAAUUAGUACAGCGUCAACACCACCAGACAUCGACCUCAGCCUCCACCACCUCCACCCUCUCUUCCCCACCAGGACCCAGCUCCCCCCCUCAGAACGCACAGCAGGCGGCGACUGUCUUGUUACAGCGUGGGCCGUCCUCGCCCCGCCUGCCUCAGCUGCAGUGUGCAGUGUACUGGCCUGGCUUUGGCACCGCUCCCAACAUGUCUCCUGGAGGACAGUCUUGGAAGGAACCUAUUCCAAUGCCAACACCGCCCCAACUGUCCCCACGGGAGCCAGGUGUGGCUUACAUAUAUACCUAUGGAAACACAGGUGGGUCGGGAGUUCAGCCUCUUCCACCUCUGAACUACGUUAACGUCCCUGGCCCUCAAUCAGUCCCACCAAGUGAGGGAGCACCAUCACCGACACCUUCAUCACAGCUACAGGGUCAGCCUAUCAUCUAUCAUUACUCAUAUCAUUAUACCAUCCAGCCAGGACAGCCACUACCAGAUGGGGCACCACCACCCCCUGGAGGAGUCGUCUCAUCCGCCCCACCAGCUCUCCAAAUGGCACCAACCCCACAACAACCAUCUCAAUCUGCUCAACACAAUCAAUAUAUCCAGCAAAAUACUACUACUACUCACUCCACUCAUCUAGGCCAUCCCAGUCAUCCAGGUCAGCCCAGUCAUCCAGGUCAGCCCAGUCAUCCAGGUCAGCCCAGCCAUUCAGGUCAGCCCAGUCAUCCAGGUCAGCCCAGUCAUCCAGGUCAGCCCAGUCAUCCAGGUCAGCCCAGUCAUCCAGGUCAGCCCAGUCAUCCAGGUCAGCCAGUUCAGCCUGCCCAGCCUGUUCAACCCAAUCAACCUGUUCAGCUUAUUCAACCAGUUCGACCCAGUCAACCAGAGCCAAGUUCUACCGUUGUCAACUACAACAUUCACGCCUCCAGUUCUCGUUCUACUAAAACCACCGUUAAUCGCAGUGACACUACCACAGUGGGAUAUCCAGGUGGCCCUCCAGGAUAUGAUGGACCUUAUGGCCCUGGUGGUCCUUCAGGACGUGAUGGCCCUUAUGGCCCUGGUGGCCCUCCAGGACGUGAUGGACCUUAUGGCCCUGGUGGCCCUCCAGGACGUGAUGGACCUUAUGGUCCUGGUGGCCCUCACAGUCCUGGGGGACCUGGUGGACCUGGUCAUCCUGUUGAUGACCCAAGUUAUCCAGGUAAACCGUACAAAGAUGGAAGCCCAAAUGGCCCAAGUAGUCCUGCUGGACCAACUGAACCGGGUCACCCUGGUCAUCCUGGUUCCAUAUCCAUUACCAUCAACAAGACAACAACUCAGACUACCACUGGAGGCUACCCAGGUGGACCCGGUGGUCCUGACGGUCCUGGUGAUGUACCACCUGUCACCUCCACACCGUACCCCAGCCGUGGACGGUCAGUGUCCCCUGAGCCACGCACCCCACCCGGUACUUCACCUCAACAUGUGACAUACGUAACACACAUUUCAAGAUCAUCACACUCAGAUUCGUUGGAUCGUGUAAGAAGGCCAAAGAAUGAGACUCUUCCUUUCCCAGAAACUUCACCCAUACGCCCAGCUGGAGAUACCAAAAUCCCUCGUCGAGUAGAUGAUCUCAUGACCUCCUUCUCGGACUCUGAGGAUGGUCCAGCUGGUGGGCCGCCCAACCGCUCCCCGCACCGCAGAGACCCAGCUGACCAGGAACCUCUCCUGCCCCACAAUAACCAGGUGUCAGUCCGGGCAGAAGCAGAUGCCAAGGCUGCAGCUGAGGCGGAAUCGAAGCGUGAACUGACCAAGAACAAGGCUGGACCUCCUGUCUACUACCCUCCAGGCCACGAGCUCUUCCAUGAAACUAUGCAUACUAUGACACUAAAGGAGGGGCGUCGUCGAGGGAAGGCCAAGUGGAGAAUGGAGCGAGCAUCGGGCUACAAGGAGAGCUCUUCCUCGUCUGAGACUAAGGGAGGCAUGACUAUGGUGCCAGUUUGUCUGCCACUGUGCUGCGGUGCUGCCUGUGUCGUCAUGUAGUCACAAAUUAUAAUUAGCUCCUUGUAGGAUUAUAUUUGUCAAAUAAAACUGAUUUUACAGUAGUGCCUUGAUGGAAUGAAAUACUUGGAUAAUGAAUACCAUAAGUUAUUGAUCCUGAGUUUGUUUUGAUCAAACUAUAAAGUAUAGGAAACCUGGGGAUGAAGACAGUAAUGAUGCAAAAUAUAUAUAUAUUAUGGAUUAAAGUUCCACAGUGUACUUGUAGUUUAAUGUGACAAUCGUGACAUGAGCUGUGGCCACAAUAGCCUAAGCCUCGCAGUUAUUAAAUAAUUAUAUUGAGGCGAGGGUGUGGAGCCUCACCCACCAUCGGGCGCAGUGUGUCGCUUCUGUACUGUUUAUGCUUAAUCUGUGACGUUAGAUGUAAGGUGAAUGCUUUCUAUUUUACAUAAUUUAACUUUUUUGGCUGGAGAAAGAAGAGAGAUGUAUCUAGAUGUAGAACUUCAUAAUCAAAUUAAUAUAAGCAUGAACAUGGUGAACUUAAUGCAAGUCAUGACAUUGUUUAGACCUUAGACAAUCAACGGUUCUCUAACCUCUUAUCAAAAUCUUUGAUACUUUCAUAGUAGACUGUGUGUAAACGAUGUUCUUUAAAUAAAAUUUUGUUGUAUUUGAAAAAGAUUAAAUUAAAGCCAUGUACAGUACUGUCUAUGUGCAGUAAAAAACAAAAUGUUGCUAUUACUCUUGUGGAGAUUGUACACUCUUGGGUGAAACAUAAUUAUGCUUUCAUGAUUUUGAUGUCUUAAAGAGCAGCAUUACUGUAGAUUAAUGUGUUUUUAUUAGAAGCAACUCUUGAAAUUUCACCAUUCAGUCACAUUUUUAUAUUGUCAAAUAUGACGUGAAUGGCUGCCAAAUCUACAGCUAAGCUCUUAGAGGUAAGAUCACCGAGCUGGGUGUCCCUGCUCGUGCUGACACACCAGCUCUGGUAGAACUCGGGGAUGACAACCUGGGGUGGGAGCCUCACUCUGUGUAUCUCCCUCCUAUCCUGACCUUAUGGGUGCAUGGGUCACACUAUCCUGUCACCCUGGUUUCAAGGAUAUAUAUCUCGGAGUAUCCAUUAUUGUCUUGGCUCCUAUAUGUAUACAUUGCAGCUGCUUGAGAAUGUGAGAAACUAAGGAGACUGAGCCACUAGAACAUAAAUCCCACUCCCAGGCCCCAUGUAACGAUGGUUGUUGUGGUGCUCGUCAUAAAUGGUCUGUUUCUAAAUCUUUGGAGGCUGAACUGUGUUGUUAUAUAUUGGCCAUAGGUUGGUGCUCUGGUUGACGUAUGCUUGACAAGACCCCCAAACCUAUAAUGAAAUAUGCAACAUGAUAUGCUAUUUGCCAUUAGAUAUGAUAUCCAGGCCCCUAGUUUAAGGUCUGACCUAACCUGCAGUUUGCUUGUAUGGCACAUCUGCAUUUCUGCCUAUAAUAUGUAAUGUUUUGAAAAAAUAAAUAAAAAUUAGUGGAGAAAUUUUACUCAUUUAUUGAUUGGAGAUGGUGUUUUGAGAUGUGCUACGCUUGUAUUUGUACAGUUCUGAAUCUUUUAGCGCUGGUGCUAAAAGUUUGCCAUAAACUUUAUUAUUGAUAGCUUGUAUCUUGGUAGGGAUUAUCCUAUGAAGUGUAGCAGAAGCCACGGACGGGUCUUGCUACUAAAAGUGAUGGGGGUGUUUAUUCCUGGGUGAUGAGUAAGGGCCUGGAGGAGGCCCACCGGGGAACUCCCUCACCACCACCUGCACAUAAACAUGUAUUUUAUCAACAGAUAUAUCCCAGAGUGGCUACAAUUUGAUUAAAUAUAUACUGUACACCUUAUUAAGGCUUUCCUGAUUAUGUGUCACUUUCAACUAACUGAAAAAUAGAUUUCAAAUUAU